This is a messenger RNA of Equus quagga, 8567 nucleotides long. RefSeq names its product one cut homeobox 1 (gene ONECUT1). The transcript is spliced from 2 exons. NCBI's taxonomy places the organism in Eukaryota, Metazoa, Chordata, Mammalia, Perissodactyla, Equidae. Gene Ontology annotation, molecular function: DNA-binding transcription factor activity, RNA polymerase II-specific; RNA polymerase II cis-regulatory region sequence-specific DNA binding. Gene Ontology annotation, biological process: regulation of transcription by RNA polymerase II. The coding region runs from base 391 to 1785 and encodes 464 amino acids. The record is from RefSeq and is a predicted model, not a curated record. Gene Ontology annotation, cellular component: nucleus.
AUGGCUCGAGCUGGCCAGCGGCGCGGGCAGGCAGCAGCCGCGGAAGGCGCGCGGGCUGCGUCAGGGGAGCCGGGGACCUCACAAUUCUAAGAAGGAGAGGGGCGAGAGGGGGCCGGGGGCGGGAGGGCCGGGGGCACCGCGCUCGCCCAACGGCGCGGAUCCUUUUUGGAAAUUAAUAUUUAAAAAAAAAAAAAGCGGAGGACGCAGAGGUGGGGGCAAGAGGGAAGGCGAGACACACAGAGAGGGAGACAGAGCCCCACAGUGAGAGGAAGGAAGGAAGGAAGGCAACAGUCGCCAGCAGCCGCUGUGAACACAGGACUCCGUGCGCCCUUCGCCGCCUCUGCCCGGCCUCAUCGAUGUUGUGUCCGCCGCCCGCUCGCCCGGAUCACGAUGAACGCACAGCUGACCAUGGAGGCGAUCGGCGAGCUGCACGGGGUGAGCCAUGAGCCGGUUCCAGCCCCUGCCGACCUGCUGGGCGGCAGUCCCCACGCGCGAAGCUCCGUGGCGCACCGCGGCAGCCACCUGCCCCCCGCGCACCCGCGCUCCAUGGGCAUGGCGUCCCUGCUGGACGGCGGCGGCGGCGGCAGCGAUUACCACCACCACCACCGGGCCCCCGAGCACAGCCUGGCUGGCCCCCUGCACCCUACCAUGACCAUGGCCUGCGAGACUCCCCCAGGUAUGAGCAUGCCCACCACCUACACCACCUUAACCCCUCUGCAGCCGCUGCCGCCCAUCUCCACCGUCUCGGACAAGUUCCCCCACCAUCACCACCACCACCAUCACCACCAUCACCCGCACCACCACCAGCGCCUGGCGGGCAACGUGAGCGGUAGCUUCACGCUCAUGCGGGACGAGCGCGGGCUGGCCUCCAUGAAUAACCUCUAUACUCCCUAUCACAAGGACGUGGCCGGCAUGGGCCAGAGCCUCUCGCCCCUCUCGGGCUCCGGUCUGGGCGGCAUCCACAACUCCCAGCAAGGGCUCCCUCACUAUGCCCACCCGGGCGCCGCCAUGCCCACCGACAAGAUGCUCACCCCCAACGGCUUCGAAGCCCACCACCCGGCCAUGCUCGGCCGUCACGGGGAGCAGCACCUCACGCCCACCUCGGCCGGCAUGGUGCCCAUCAACGGCCUUCCUCCGCACCACCCCCACGCCCACCUGAACGCCCAGGGCCACGGGCAGCUCCUGGGCACGGCCCGGGAACCCAACCCUUCGGUGACCGGUGCGCAGGUUAGCAAUGGAAGUAAUUCAGGGCAGAUGGAAGAGAUCAAUACCAAAGAGGUGGCGCAGCGUAUCACCACCGAGCUCAAGCGCUACAGCAUCCCACAGGCCAUCUUCGCGCAGAGGGUGCUCUGCCGCUCCCAAGGGACCCUCUCGGACCUCCUGCGCAACCCCAAACCCUGGAGCAAACUCAAGUCCGGCCGAGAGACCUUCCGGAGGAUGUGGAAGUGGCUGCAGGAGCCAGAGUUCCAGCGCAUGUCUGCGCUCCGCUUAGCAGCAUGCAAAAGGAAAGAGCAAGAACACGGGAAGGAUAGAGGCAACACACCCAAAAAGCCCAGGUUGGUCUUCACAGAUGUCCAGCGUCGAACUCUCCAUGCAAUAUUCAAGGAAAAUAAGCGUCCAUCCAAAGAAUUACAAAUCACCAUUUCCCAGCAGCUGGGGUUGGAGCUGAGCACCGUCAGCAACUUCUUCAUGAACGCGAGGAGGAGGAGUCUGGACAAGUGGCAGGACGAGGGCAGCUCCAAUUCAGGCAACUCAUCUUCAUCAAGCACUUGUACCAAAGCAUGAAGGAGUAACCACAAACUGAAACCUCGGUGGAAAAGCUUUAAAUAAAAAAAAAAAUUUUUAAAAGACCAGGACCUCAAGAUAGCAGGUUUAUACUUAGAAAUAUUUGAAGAAAAAAAAAUGUUAUUUAUAGUCCAAAGAAACCAAAGACUGAGCUCACCUGCAUUCUGACUUUGUUCGGAGACACACACUUCAGCGGGGCGACAACUUGGCAAGAAAAAUUAUGAGCGGGAAGACACCAGUGGAUCUCAUCCCUUUAAUCUAGGAUUGUUCUCGCUGUGCUUGGCUGUUUUGAGGUUUGGAGCAUAGUGGUUGGGAGCCGUUGAGUGGACAUCUCUUAAGAUCGAACUUUCUUAUCUGUUCCACUAUGCCACGAAGGUGUACGGUGUCUCAGUACUGUGUGUGCAUGUGUGCGUGUGUACACACACACACACACACACACACACACACACACACACACACCCCACCAGUGGUUAGGGACUUAGGCAGGGCUGGUCUUCAGGAACGGUUGUGCUGUAGGAGUGCAACCAACACAGUGUGGGGUUGUCUGAGUUCAUUGGAUUCGGAGUGUGGUUUCGCUCGCCUAGCCUAGAGUGUUUGAACCUGCCAGGCCCGCAACCGAAAUGCAGAUUCAAACCCAGCAGAGGAAAUUUGAAUGACACCUAAACCAGUGCAUUCUCUUUGUUUGUUAAGGAAUGUUCAGAUAUUUUUUAAGAAAUGAAACAAGAGUCCACCCAUUAAAAAAAAAUCACCUAGGUACCAAAGAACACACUUAAUAUUAUAGUGCAGGUAUUUUAUUGCAAUGAUUUUAAUAACCAAAGCUAUUUUUACACAAGAUACUAUGUAAAGUUAUACGUGUGAACUGAUCUAGCUGUAAUACACAUGCCACAUAGAACCAUGACUAUUAUUUAUGACUCUGGAAGCAUUUGAAAUAUUAGUUUUCAGAACUGGCAAGAAAGAAUGUAGCUUCAGGGAAGCAAUUAAUAUCAUAACAGAGAGGUUGAUGCAGAACACGUGUACAUCCAGAUGGCACACUCCCUUUCGGGAUCCAUAAAUGUCGCGUAAGUAGACACAGACAUGAUUCCAUAAUCUGUUCACAGCUGAGAAAACCUGGAGAUUCUUCCAAAGUAGGACCCCAUUUGUAAACUACACAACUAUGUUUAACAGGGCAGGUAACUAAAUUGGAAAAUUUGUUCCAAGUAAUGCUUUUUAGUAAAAGACCACUGAAUAAAAGACUCCAUACUUAGGUUAAUUUGACUUAAAUUCACUUUAUGCAUUUGACACCAAAUAGCUUUUUAAAAUACUUUACAAACACAAAUAGAGUGAGUAGAUCAACAAUAUUAUUAAAAUUAACUAUAUAGUAUUUGUAAUCAUCCUUAAAAUGUAAUCCAACUGAUUUUAUUGCCAGUCCCAGACAUUUUAUGACUUGGACAUCAACAAAAAUAGCAGGUACGACCAAGAAAUGGUAGAAUUGGUGGAACUGCAUAGAAAAAGCCUGAGCUCUAGUGAAAGACAAGACAUUGGGUUCUAUACGUAUGAAGCUAUUUAUUUCACAGCAUAGCCUCUAAAACAUACUGCAUUCUUUCUUGCUACUGCAUUAAGCUGGAAGCUUUAUAACAUAAAUUCCACUCUCUAGCAGGGACAGAUGAAAAACUAGACCUGGGCUUCGAAAUACGACAUUUUAAAUUUCUACUUUUUCAAAUCACUUAACCAGGGCUAUAGAAAUCAAGGCCAAAAAAAAAGAUAACAGUUGUAAAAGUAGUACCUGAAUGAAUCACUUGAUUCCUAGAAAAAUUCUCUGAAUUCCGUUGAAUUGUAACUCAUAUAAGUGGAUGCCUUUUGCGCUGUUAAGUAAGAAUUGGAUACUCUUGGUUAAUUAACACGCCUAACUAGAAAUAUAAACUUAAAUAUUAGCUCAACAAUAAGUUGUUUAUUGAGAUUCACUAAAACACUAAAGAAAAAAAUUCAACUAUCUUGACACAAAACCUAACUCCUUAGGAUCAAAUCUCAGCAUCUUGUCUAGGUCUGGAAGAGGCAGGCACAUGGAGGAAGGAGGCCAGACCAACAAACCAUCUGUGUCUCCUGUGUGUUUGCUGUAUAACGAGAAAAGGAAACGAACACCUCCUUCUCCUUUGAUGAAAUAGCGCGUUUGCCUUGACGCAUUUUGUCUGAGUAUUUUUUUUAAUCUCACCCCAAAUUCCAGCUUAAAGUUUUCCCUUCUAAAUAUGGCACAAUUAUAAUUCAGCUGUUAAAGACAACAUUUAAAUGGCCACCCUUUGAGAUUUGCUAAAAAUAUCAUCUUGUCAAUGACAUAAACAAAAAGGAAAAAAACUGAUUAACUUUUUCCCUCUCUCCAGGAAUGGAGGGGGCCAAGGGUACAGCUACAUAAGGUAUUUAUAAUUUAGGAGGGAGGAAAGCCUUAUUUAUUUAAAACAUGAGAAUUUUAAAGGCAGGGAAAUUCAAGCUGUGUCUACACACAAUCUUACCAAAUUCAAUACCCUAGGAAAAAUGAAAGUUGAAUUCAGACAACCAUGGGUUUUUUUUUUUUGUUUUUAUUAUAUUACUCCCUCAAAUUUAUCCAACUGCAUUUUAAAUUUUCAACCAAUGAUUUUAGUACUGUGUAGACACAGUCUCAAAGAAUAUUACUACAUUUUUAAUAUUCCCACCAUAAUGGUUUUUUGAAAAAUAACCAGUGAUCCUCUUUGCUAACACCAAAGAUAAUUUUCAUACCAGCAUUGAAUUUGCACCCAUUAUGCGAUUUCAGGGCCUAGAGAUAUAUUUUCUCAUACACAGAUGCACAAAUCAGAGCCUGAAAAGCAAUUUUUUUACUUGACUGUUUAAGCAUACUCACAGCCUUUGCUUUUUAGAAAUCGUAGUGAACAAACUCAGCUUCUCCCAAGCAAUACACUACUCCCAUCAUGUAUGACUGGUUCUUUACUGCUUCUGCUUGGCAUGUAGAGAGAAAAUGCUUCCAUUCCCCUUUCAUAUGGCAUUAAGUUAUGGCUCAGCUUUCUUAACCUGCCGCAUUCAGCAGAGCAGAUCACGUGCCAUUUGUUCACCCUUCAUUUCUCAAUCCUUUAGCAAAAUUCAUCUCAAAAGGUAUGCCACUCUUUUAUUUUUAUGUUUGUUUACUCCAAAACUGCACUGCAAAUAACAUGUUUUGGGGUUUUUUUUGGUAGAAUGAAAGUUAGACUGUUUUGGCCAUAAACCAUUCAGGUCCUCUCGUGACCGGAAGCUUCCCUGAAAGGGGGUCAAGAGAAAGAUGGGAGAUGUGACGUCUGGACACCCCACAAGCCCAGACUUCAGGCAAUGUUCAGGUGAAAGAAUUCUGGAUGUCAGUAAGUGAGUAUUUCAGUCCCUGGAUGCAGCUGGAACAGACCCCCCAAACCAAAGAAAAUGUGUGGGGAAAUUCAGAAGUUCCAACUGAACACGUCACUCACUCUGCCCAAAGAAAGCGUAAUUAAUUUUCCAGGAAAAAAAGUCAAAGCAUUAUGCUACGGUGGGACUCGUGCCACUCCCAUUGCUACCCCAGGUGAAUGACCCGCCUUUGCAGGUUAGAUGCAAAUUUCGCUAUACCAAAGAGUCCUAGGACAUUUUCACAUGAGCUAUAAAGGCAUUUUCCCUAAGAAAGGUCCUCCCUUCUUUGUACAUAAAGAAUGAAAACUAUGCAUUUAGCAAACAAAGAGAAAGCACUUCUUUUCCUAUCUAGUUGUUUAGGGUUCAUUCAAACCCCAGAGGCUGUUUUGAGACACGAUGGGCCUUCUGGACUAUUCUUGUGGUGUGGUUAGCUUUACAAUACAUUUGGUAACUAUUUCCUAAAUAGUAAGGACAAAGAAACAGAAGGUAAGAAAUAGCUACUUCCACGUGUAAAAAAAAAAAAAAAAAAAAAAGUGUAAAGAUCUACUAUUUAUAGUGUGAACCAAAGACGCUACCUCACUCGAUUUCCAUUGGUGAUUUUAAUCACAUUGAUGAUACCAAAGAAUACCAAAGAUAUUUUCAUGCACGGCCUUGGUCUGCAGAGGGAACUCCGCCCCUUUCCCUUUCCCCUCCCCCACCUCCUCUCCCACCCUCCUCACUCUUCACUCAGUGUGUAAACUUGUCUUCAUUCUUAAUAAUAAUGAUACAAUAAUAACAACAACGUUAGGAAAUACUACUCUUAUUACUGCUAGUUCUACUUGUAAAUCUCUAGGCAAACAUGUUGCAAACUUUGUAAACUCCUAGGAUGAGUGCCUUGCUUGAACCAAAGUGUUAAACCGCUGUUGACCUCUCUCACCUUAUACUCUUUGAAUACCUCAGCCUCUUAGAAAGGCCACUAAUGAAAAAAAAAAAAACGAAUAAUUAUUCACCGUGGUGCUUUUUCCGUGCAACCAUGCAAUGAAACUUUCUUUGAUACCAAAGGAUGACUUUUUGUUCCCAAUUUCUUGCUGAUAAACCAAAGCUCCUCCUGCUCCUCGUUCCCUCUCAAGGCUCCCCCCACUUCACCGGGUCCCUUCCCCAGGCAGGCCGUGCAUCACUUUUACCAAUUCUUCCAAAUACCUCAUAGUAAUAAAGUUUUAGGGUUAUGUUGUAUAGAGAGUCUAUGUGAUAAGGCAGAACCUACUAGUUUGAUAAUUGUUAAGGUUACUUUUAAAAGAAACUUUAUAAUUCUUAUUUAUUUUGUAGUUUGUAUGUUUGGGAUGUUCCCCCCCACCCCACCCCCUUCGGUUUGGGGUUUAUUUUCUUGGCAGAACUGCUCUGAUGCUCAAGGAAGAAUUAAUUUCUGGAAAUGUCCCCCAGGUGGGUUAAGGGUUGUGUAAAAAUGCAAGAAUGGAAUAAGAAAUGAUUUUCAUUUUGGUGGUUACUUAUGAAGUUUUUGUGUUUCGUAGUAAAUUUGUUUCCACAGGGUAAAAAAUAUAUAUAUAAUCUCUUUUUUGUGAAACUGGUUCCUAUUUUUCUCUCUAAUGUGCUGUGAUUUUUUUAAUUUAAUUACAUUUUAUAUGAGCUUAUUUAAUCACUGCUUUAAUUUAUGACUGUGUAGUUUUUAAAAUGUAUAUAGUAGAUUCGAAAUGGCCAAAGCUUUAUGUUACAAUCUUUUCGUUCUUGAUGCUAAGAUAAGCUGAAGGCAAGAGCUUCUCUUAACUGCAGGGUGUAUCUUUAGCUUUUUCUUAGCAGGCACUUCAGUGUGUGUUGUGAACACUGCCAGGUUCCCCCCUCGAAAAAUUUGUACAUGCCAAAAUGAGUGUUUCAAGGUCGUCCUUUUUGUCACUUAGAAAGAAGAAAGGCAUUAUUUGUAUUCUUCCUUUAAUUUAUUUAUUUUUUUUUUGGGAAAAGAUUACUUUGCAGGUUAGACCUGAAUGAAAUUCCAGAGAAUUUAAGACUCAUUUAAUGUUUCAAAGCACCGGCAUUGGUGAGAUACUUUGCAUUUUUUUUUUUAAAACCAUUCGCACGGGUAUGAGAAGUCAUGAGUGUGAAAACGCAAAGAGACAAGCUAACUUGAAUUUGGAAAUCCUCUGAAGUUUCACCAAGUCUCUGAACUGCUUCAAGGCAGCGGGCAAGGCAGGGAGACAGAGUUCCUUUUGCAGAGCUGGGAGGAGAGGAUAAUGGCUUUACGCCCUUACGGAGAAAUUCCAGACUGAGCUGGGACCAGGCUCCUUGCCCAUGUGGUUAACCCAUGCAAGAAGCAAAACAUGGUUGCUGGACCCCAACUAGCUAUCGAGUUUAAGGAAAAGGUUUCAAAGUUACGUAUUCCUCCCCACAUCUGUUUCUUGGAAUCUGCUACCCACAGUUACCCCCUCCCCUCCCCAACCAUGCCCACGCCAACAAAAUUGGAAGAAUUCUCCUCAAAUGUCAGGGCCCCGGGUGAAUGGAUCCCAAGCCUAUUUGGGUUUGUCAUCUCCCACUCUUCAUCCUCCCACUAGUUUUCUUUUCCGCACUAGAGAUGAUCCCUGCCCCAGGCCCUCUUAAUCGAGGCUGUUCAGAUACUUGGCUCAGCUUUAAGAUCGGCACACACACACAGAGUUCUCAGCUGCCUGGUGGCAUCCUCAGAAUGCCCAGUACCCACUAUUUUAGUUUAUUUGGCUGAAAUAAGUUAUUUCAACUACAUGGGAUAAAUCCAUAGAUGUAAAUACUUUUCCUCCCAAUACAAGAAUUUGACCUUAUUUUCUUUUGCAGGGGUGUUUGGGGGUGGGGGGGGAAGCAAAGGGAGGGCUUAGACUUUUGGUCAAAUGUUACAUUUUCUUAGAAACAUUUUUAUACAGGUUAUGUAUUUGAAUAGGGCAAUAAAUCUGCUCUGAGUUGCAGGACCAUUCAGUGCUCUGGUGGUAAACACUGACUAUUUGUUUUUAACACAAACGCUGUGCAGUGAGUUAUAGAAAGCCCAGGAAAAUGGUUGAGGGAGUAGAUUUUUACCAUCAGCAGUGAAACGCUGAACAGAGUUGUAUUCACAACGUCAUAUUUUCUGUUUCUCUCUUAGUCUCGAUUUGUUCGUGGUAUGUUCUGCAUUUAUUACAUAAUCAUUGUGGGCUCCUUUUAGAUUUGUCGUCUGAACCAAGUGACAAGUAUUUUCUAACAAAAUAAACUUUAAAACAUUGUCUUCCACUUGCUUUGGUAGUUGUCUUCAUAUCUCCUGUGUUUCUUGUCCCUUCUGGAGUCAGCCCAUCUGUCACUCACCUAGGUCCGUCCCUUCCCCCUCUUCUAUUUUCAGUAUGCCUUUACCCUUAGCUAUUGUUUGAGUGUGACUCAGUUUCCCUGUUCAAGAUAGCUUGAUGGUUUAUUAUGUAAGGAGGGUGCCUAAGACAAUCAUCAGG